Pneumocystis carinii B80 is the source of this 757-nucleotide messenger RNA. RefSeq lists its product as hypothetical. The transcript is spliced from 4 exons. The coding region runs from base 46 to 711 and encodes 221 amino acids. Gene Ontology annotation, cellular component: multivesicular body; ESCRT III complex. The record is from RefSeq and is a predicted model, not a curated record. Gene Ontology annotation, biological process: endosome transport via multivesicular body sorting pathway; late endosome to vacuole transport; protein transport. Lineage: Eukaryota; Fungi; Ascomycota; Pneumocystomycetes; Pneumocystales; Pneumocystaceae.
AUAUAAGAAAAAAUCUAAAAAAAAGGUUUAUAAGUGUAUUAUUAGAUGAAUAUUCUUGGAUGGAUAUUUGGAGGACAUAAAACAGCUCAAGAACAGCUGAGACAGUAUAGACGAGGUCUAGAAAAAGCACAACGGGAGAUUCAGAGGGAAGAAGUGAAAUUAGAAGCUCAAGAAGGAAGGUUAACUAGAGAAAUUCGAAAAAGUGCUCAAGCAGGAGAAAUGGAAGUGACAAAAAUUAAAGUAAAAGAUCUUUUACGAACAAGAAAACAAAUUGGAAAGUUUUUACAAAUUAAAACACAACUUCAGGCGAUUUCUUUAAGGAUACAAACGGUGCAAACUCAUGAACAAAUGACGCAAAGUUUAAAGAGUGCAACAAGACUUUUAACUUCAAUGAAUCGAAAAAUUCAUGUUCCAUCAUUAAUGAAAAUAGUUCAAAAUUUUCAACAAGAAAAUGAUAUAAUGGAACAGCGAGAAGAAGUAAUAGAUGAAGCAAUUGAUGAUAUAAUGGAGGAUGAUGAAAUAGAAAAUAAAGAUAUUAUAAAUCAAGUAUUAGAUGAAAUAGGAAUUGAUCUUCAACAAGAUCUUAAUAAUAUUCCAUGUAUUAUGAAUACAGUAGAUAAAGGACGACAAAAGAUUCCACAAAUGAUAAAUGGAUCAGGAAAUAAUCGAUAUGAUGAUUUUCAAGAAAGGAUUGAUAGACUUAAGCAUUAAAAAUACAAUAAUAAUAAUAAAUGAAAGAGAAAUUAUGGAAGAAGAU